Messenger RNA from Ziziphus jujuba (common jujube), 1785 nucleotides. RefSeq names its product protein PHYTOCHROME KINASE SUBSTRATE 3. Gene Ontology annotation, biological process: phototropism. The transcript has a single exon. The coding region runs from base 341 to 1651 and encodes 436 amino acids. NCBI's taxonomy places the organism in Eukaryota, Viridiplantae, Streptophyta, Magnoliopsida, Rosales, Rhamnaceae. The record is from RefSeq and is a predicted model, not a curated record.
CACUUGAACCAUUGAGAGAAUUGGAAGCGACAUUAUUGGGAAUUAAACCCCAAAAAAUAGAAAAAACAAAAAAAUGGGACCCAUUUGCCUACUAUAUAUAUAAAUGAUAUACAUCCCCACAAGCCCACUUAUAUAGACCAAUUGUCAAUGAAAAUACAAAGCAAAUCGAUAUAGAUGAUCAUCACCAUCAUCAUCAUCAUCUCCAGCCCCCUUCUCUCUGUUGCAUCAGUUAAGUUCAACUUUUCUUUUUAUAUAAGCCUCUACCUCCGCCAUAAAAAUAUAUACCACUAAAAGAACCUCCUUUCAUUCAAAAAGUCUCAUCCUGCCUCCAUUAUUAACCAUGGACCAGAACAGUACUGAUCUCCAUGAUGCUUCAUUUUCUUACCUGAGAGCAGGUGAAGGCUUAGAAGUGAAUAAUAAUGAUUACCUUUCUGGGUCUGUUGAGGUUCAGCAAUAUCCAUCACCUCCAUUGAUGAGCUUAGGAAGAACAACUAAAACGAUUGAUCAAGAAGGUGAAAUCUGUGUCUUUGGCGCUGAAAGAUACUUCAAUAUGAUACUUAAUGAUGACAUUAACAAAUCAAGCAAGAGUGGAGGGUAUAAAAAAGAGAUCAACAACAACAGCAACCAGGUUCAUCAUCAUCAUCCUCCUCCUCCUCAAAGACUUACAAGAACAAAGAGCAGACCUGGAACACCAAGCUCAUGUUCUGAAGUAAGUUGGAACAGCCAAGCAGCUUUAUUACCUCGUCUUAAUGGAAACCCAUCUCUGAAUAAGAAAAAGAAAUUAUUAAAUGGAAAAAAUUUCUUUGUCAGUACCUUCAGCUGUGGUGGAUCUUGUUCCGAUAAGAAAUCCAUUUAUGUUCAUGAAGAAGAAGUUAGGAAAGAUGAUCAACAUCAACUCGUUCAAAUCGAUCGUGUAAUUCCUCUCAAACCCCAACACCAACAACAGCAACAACAAAGAUUGAUCAAUGUCAAGCAGAAAAAUCAUGAAGAUCAGCAUUUUGCAUUUCCGAUCUUGAAUCCUGGUGCUGUACAUACUUCCACAGCAGAUGAAAAAUUAGUACUUCAAUUGGAAGGGAGGAAGAAAACCACCAUCGAAGACGAAGAACAGCUGCCGAGGAAGUCAUUGGAGGUAUUUGGUUCAAACACCAUGACAGGUGAUGUAGUAGCUAUCAACCUUGAGAGGAAACUUUCUAUGCUAACUUGGGAUGCCAUACCAAAAGCUUCAAAUGUUUCUAGUGCUUCCGGAACUACUCGAAUGAACGAUGACAUGGAAAGCGAUGCUAGUUCUGAUCUGUUUGAGAUCGAGAACAUCUCUUGCGGUACAGGUUUUCAGCCAUUAUUCACCAGGCAAGUCUCUGAUGGUAUGUCAAGCUGCAUGACACCGACUUCCCGGUAUGAACCGAGCGAGGCCAGCAUUGAUUGGAGUGUCGUAACUGCCAGCGCUGCCGGUGGCCAAGACGUUUCGGUUGUUAGAGACUAUGAUGAAAAGAUGCUUGCAGCAAAUAAUAGAUCAAUCAACUCCAUAGCCAAAACAAAAGCUGGGAUGGAAAAGGAAGUGCAAACAAACAGGCAUAGUGGGAUAUUGGGGUGUAAGAGUCAUAAAUCAGUGAGAGUUGCUGAAUCUGCUUACAGAACUAAAGUUAAAGAUUGAGGUUAUUAAAGAUUUAUGAGAAAUUUUUCCAUUAAUAUUUUGCAAACAUGCAAGGUUAAAAUUCUAGACAACCUUUUGUUUGAUCAUUGUUCAUAAAGAUAUGUUUUUGGUUUUUGAUAUACUAUGCUUUCUUA